Molecule: messenger RNA, 1293 nt
Organism: Talaromyces amestolkiae
Lineage: Eukaryota; Fungi; Ascomycota; Eurotiomycetes; Eurotiales; Trichocomaceae
Exons: 3
Coding region: 1-1293 (430 amino acids)
Biological process (GO): ceramide biosynthetic process
Cellular component (GO): membrane
Molecular function (GO): sphingosine N-acyltransferase activity
Source: RefSeq, a predicted model, not a curated record
AUGCCUACCACUCGGAGGAAGUCGAGUCUGGGUUCAGACAUCAGAGGCGAUACCAGUGCUCCAGCAAUGUCAACAAUGGAUAUCAACAAAAGUGCUCCCCUCUCAGAUAUUUCGGAGCAACCCCAGGGAGCUGUUUCUACAAAAUCCGGAAAAUCUCAUCAUAAACGUCGAAAGUCUCGGUCUUUGCUUAGUCGGUUCAAAGAUGUAGCCCUCAGGCACACUUGGUUUAUACCUUUGAUUAUCCUGGUAGUCCUCCUCUCCGCAUACGCGAUAAAUCCCACCGAAACCAAUCCAUUGCACUCCGCGCUUUUCUUGUCCUACCCCCGCGAACCGGAAUAUCCUGGCGAACGUGUGAUGUACGGCAAAGGAAAGAAGGAUUUUGCGUUUGUCGCUUUUUACACCGUGGUUCUCUCAUUCACCCGUGAAUUUUUGAUGCAACGAGUGAUCCGACCAUGGGCGCUUUACUGUAACAUCCGAGGAAAGGGAAAGAUUGCACGUUACAUGGAGCAGGUGUAUACUGCCAUGUAUUUUGCCGUCUUUGGUCCUUUCGGUCUUUGGGUCAUGAGCCGAACUAACAUCUGGUAUUUUAAUACCACCGCAAUGUUCGAGGGCUUUCCCCAUCGUGAGCAUACGGCGGAAUUCAAGGCAUACUAUCUCCUGCAAGCAGCUUACUGGUUCCAACAAGCCAUUGUGCUGUUGCUGCAAUUGGAGAAGCCUCGCAAAGACUUCAAGGAACUUGUUGGCCACCACAUUAUCACACUGGCUCUGAUCUUCCUCAGCUAUCGUUUCCAUUUUACCUACAUGGGUAUUGCUGUGUACAUCACACACGAUAUUUCCGACUUUUUCCUCGCAACCUCCAAGACUUUGAAUUACCUCGACUCACCUAUCAUCGGUCCUUACUUCGGCCUUUUUGUUACAGUCUGGGUUUACUUACGGCAUUUUAUCAACUUGAAGAUCCUCUGGGCCGUUCUGACCGAAUUCAGAACCGUCGGUCCAUUUGAGCUGAACUGGGAGACUCAACAAUACAAAUGCUGGAUCAGUCAGUACAUCACCUUUGCUCUUCUUGCCAGUCUUCAGGCCGUGAAUCUCUUCUGGCUUUAUUUGAUCAUGCGCAUCUUGAAGAAGUAUAUCCUGGACGAUGUUGCCCAAGAUGAAAGAAGUGAGGACGAGGAAGAGGAAGAAGAACAAGCGAGCACCUCCAAGGCUGCUGCCGGUGGCAUCAAUGGAGCGGAGGGUGUCUCUUCUCAGGUCUCCGUCAACGGCGCAUUGACUGACGGUCGCAAACGCAAGUAA